Messenger RNA from Ictalurus furcatus (blue catfish), 1941 nucleotides. RefSeq names its product taste receptor type 1 member 1-like. The record is from RefSeq and is a predicted model, not a curated record. The transcript has 5 exons. Bases 242 to 1825 code for a protein of 527 amino acids. Gene Ontology annotation, biological process: G protein-coupled receptor signaling pathway. Gene Ontology annotation, cellular component: membrane. Gene Ontology annotation, molecular function: G protein-coupled receptor activity. Lineage: Eukaryota; Metazoa; Chordata; Actinopteri; Siluriformes; Ictaluridae.
GAGACUUUUUUAUGUGUCUUACUUUGUAUUAUGAUUAUAAUUUAUUAAGGUUAUUUUGUCAUUGUAGAGACUAUGCAGUACAUAAUAAUGUAAUACUGUGUUUGACAGAAACUGGAUGUGUAAUGAUGCAUGUAGUGGUUUACUCAAAUUCACAUAUGUAAAGUGGACACAGAUGUUACUACCCCUCAUUCUUUUUGACUUUUAAAACACAUCUUUGUCAUGAAAUGUUUCACCUGGCAAAAUGCAGUGGCUUACCUUUUAUGUUUUCCUUUUGGAUUUUAGCAAUCAAUUCUUUUUCAAAAUCACCUGCUCAGCAUCUGAAUUUAGCUUGCAGGGAGAUUAUUUGUUGGGUGGGUUAUUUUCAUUAAAUAACGUUUUUCCAGCAGUACAUCAGUCCUACCCAGUGGCCCUUGAGUGUUACAGAUAUCGUUUUGAUGUGGCAGCUUAUCGGAUGUUUGAGAUGAUGAGGUUUACAGUAGAAGAGAUUAAUAACUCUUCCACCCUCCUACCUAAUGUCUCACUCGGCUAUGAGAUCUUUGACCAUUGUUCAGAUAUGCAGAAUUUUCCCUCUGUGUUGAGUUUUAUCUCUGAGAACGGAUCCAUUCCAGUUCAGAGAUAUUUAAACAAAUAUAAACCUAAAGUAAUUGCUAUGACAGGGCCAUAUGGAAGCACUAGUACAAUUACAGUGGCACCUUUACUCACAUUGGCCCUUGUUCCAAUGGUGAAUUAUGGAUCAUCAAGUUAUCAACUGAGUAAUAAAAAAGUGUACCCGUCGUUUUUAAGAACACUGCCUAGCAACAAAAACCUGAUAGAUAUAAUUAUUCACAUUAUUAAAUGGUUUGGAUGGAACUGGGUUGCCUUUAUUGGCAGUCAGGAUGUCUACAGCCAAAAUGGCUUGAAUUUUUUUUCCCAAUAUGCCAAAAAAAAUAGCAUCUGUUUGGCCUAUCAGGAAUUACUUAACCAAACCUCUAACUACACUUCCACACUGAGUACAAUUGAAAAACGCAAGAUUAACGUCAUAGUGGUGUUUUCGUCCCAAGAUGUAGCAAUAAACUUAAUCAGAGAAGCUAUAAAGAACAACAUCAGAAAUAAGGUUUGGAUUGCAGGUGAGGCAUGGUCUAUGAAUCAGCAGCUUCCUAAUGAACCAGGAAUACAAAACAUUGGGAACAUUUUUGGCAUUACAGAAAAGCUAAUGUCUUUUGAUGGAUUUAAGCAGUUCAUCUACACCAGACAAAGUGAUGAAAACAGCAAUGACGAAAGUCAUCCUCCUCAACCAGUAAAAAAAAUGUGUAACCAAGACUGUGUUAACUGUUCACUGUUGAGUUCCGAGGAAAUUUUAAAUGAAAAUCCCACAUUUUCUUUUCCAAUUUAUGCUGCGAUCUACACUAUGGCAAAUGCAUUACACAAAGUUCUACACUGUGAUGCAAAUGGUUGCAACAAAAGCAUUCCAGUUUACCCAUUCAUGCUCUUGAAGGAAAUGAAGACACUGGAUUUUCUUCUUAAUGGCCGUAAAGUAAAGUAUGAUCAAAAUGGUGAUCUACCUGUCUUUUAUGAUGUGGUCUUCUGGCGCCUUGAAGCCAGUCCUCCGGUUUUUGAGAGAAUUGGCACAUACAACUCAUAUCCAGAAAUUACUUUCACCAUCAACAACUCCCUUAUAGGCUGGGACAGUGAUGCCUCUGUUCCUUUUGCAAACUGCUCAGUUGAAUGUAUGGAGGGAUUCAGAAGGGAAGAGGACCAAAAUUAUGCAUGCUGUUUUCAGUGUAAGAAGUGUGCAGAAAACACUUAUGUAAACUAUGAACGUAAGUAUUCUGACCUGCACUUAUAAAUUAUUCUAAAGUAGGAGUUUGGUUUUGCAGUAUGAGCUUUUAUUCACAAAGCAUCUCAGUAAAACUUCCAUGUCAGCGCAUUUUUAUUCUCCAAGCUAAUCCACAAAACACUAUG